Messenger RNA from Medicago truncatula (barrel medic), 1194 nucleotides. Its product is annotated as cytochrome P450 85A. The record is from RefSeq and is a predicted model, not a curated record. The transcript has 8 exons. Gene Ontology annotation, molecular function: iron ion binding; oxidoreductase activity, acting on paired donors, with incorporation or reduction of molecular oxygen; monooxygenase activity. The coding region runs from base 40 to 1194 and encodes 384 amino acids. Gene Ontology annotation, biological process: brassinosteroid biosynthetic process; multicellular organism development; sterol metabolic process. NCBI's taxonomy places the organism in Eukaryota, Viridiplantae, Streptophyta, Magnoliopsida, Fabales, Fabaceae.
UUCAAAUCACACAUACUUGGCAGUCCUACAAUUGUUUCAAUGGAUCCAGAGCUUAAUAGAUACAUAUUGUUGAAUGAAUCAAAAGGUCUUGUUCCUGGAUACCCUCAAUCUAUGUUAGAUAUCUUAGGAAAAUGUAAUAUUGCAGCUGUUCAUGGCUCCACUCACAAGUACAUGAGAGGAGCACUUCUUUCCAUCAUUAGCCCUACCAUGAUUAGAGAUCAGAUUUUGCCUAAACUUGAUGAGUUUAUGAGUGCUCAAUUAAGCAAUUGGGAUGACAAAAUCAUCGACAUUCAAGAAAAAACUAAAGAGAUGGUCUUCCUCUUAUCUUUGAAGCAAAUUGCAAGUAUAAAAUCAAGCUCAACAAUAGCUGAUUCUUUCAAGACAGAGUAUUUUAACCUUGUUUUAGGAACAAUUUCUCUACCUAUUAACCUUCCUGGCACAAAUUACCACCGUGGAUUUCAGGCAAGAAAGAAUAUAGUCAGCAUUUUGAGUCAACUAUUAAAGGAAAGAAGAGCAUCCAAUGAAACUCACAAAGACAUGCUUGGUUAUUUGAUGGAAAGAGAAGAAAAUAAGUACAAACUAAGUGAUGAAGAAAUCAUUGAUCAAGUGAUUACACUUAUGUAUUCUGGUUAUGAAACUGUUUCAACCACAUCAAUGAUGGCUGUGAAGUACCUCCAUGACCAUCCCAAAGCUCUUGAAGAACUAAGAAAAGAGCAUUUGGCCAUAAGAGAGAGGAAAAAACCAAAUGAACCAAUUGAUUCCAAUGAUCUCAAAUCAAUGAAGUUUACUCGUGCGGUUAUUUUUGAGACAACUAGAUUGGCCACAAUAGUUAAUGGAGUUCUAAGGAAAACCACUCAAGAUAUGGAACUAAAUGGCUAUUUGAUUCCUAAAGGGUGGAGAAUAUAUGUGUAUACAAGAGAGAUAAAUUAUGACCCUUUUUUGUAUCCUGAUCCAUUGACAUUCAAUCCAUGGAGAUGGAUGGAUAAGAGUUUGGAAUCACAAAAUUACAUCUUGAUAUUUGGAAGUGGCACUAGACUUUGUCCAGGAAAAGAGUUGGGAAUCACUGAAAUUUCAACUUUCUUGCACCACCUUGUAACUAGAUAUAGGUGGGAAGAAGUAGGAGGAAAUAAACUAAUGAAAUUUCCUAGGGUUCAGGCACCAAAUGGAUUGCACAUGAGAUUUUCAUCUUUCUAA